CUACAACAGCCAAUGAUUAAAUCAUUUCAGUGCUUAUUCUGUACCCAUGGGGCAGGGGUUUCCCAAAAAAUGUUUGUACUUGGCAACUUUUUUCAGCUUGACAUCCCCCCCGCCUUUUUCGACGUGUGGUGUUUUGUUUACACCCACCAGCGUUACUGUCAACAUGAGAAGAUAUCACAUGAAUGAUCCCGUUGACAUGGUGCGGCAGAAUACCGGUCUGAACAAGGGGCAAUGGGCACGUUUCAAUAAGAUUGUGCACGACGAGGGACAGAACCUGUGUGAUCGGCUUGGGAGAUCUUUGACUUGGCCCAAUGUACCCUUCAAUGAGCAAAUUCGUGUUUUGGAGGCGGUAAAUACCCGACUGGUAAGGGAAGGGAUUCCCGAGGUUGAGAUGAGCGCUCUCCGAUGGCGCAUGUCAACCUCUCUGAAGAGGAUAAAGCCCAAGGUCAGCGGCGAGGGAAGCGCGGCCAUCAAUCAAGCAACGGCAUCCUCGAAGAGCCUACCGUACGAUCCAAUACGGGACAGCUAGCCUGUCCAAAAGGCGGGUCAAUGUGUUGUAGUAUUACACACAUUGCACGUACGGCGAGAUGGGGAGAUGUAGAAUGUGUAUGUUUUCAGACAAUAUUGUAUUCAAGAUUAGCGAAUAUAUUUGGUAUCCUA
Messenger RNA from Aaosphaeria arxii CBS 175.79, 660 nucleotides. RefSeq lists its product as uncharacterized. The record is from RefSeq and is a predicted model, not a curated record. The transcript is spliced from 3 exons. NCBI's taxonomy places the organism in Eukaryota, Fungi, Ascomycota, Dothideomycetes, Pleosporales. Bases 164 to 529 code for a protein of 121 amino acids.